Molecule: messenger RNA, 864 nt
Organism: Fusarium odoratissimum NRRL 54006
Lineage: Eukaryota; Fungi; Ascomycota; Sordariomycetes; Hypocreales; Nectriaceae
Exons: 3
Coding region: 1-864 (287 amino acids)
Source: RefSeq, a predicted model, not a curated record
AUGUACCUUCCUCGAUGGCCUAAACGAAAGAACAGGAAGCCGCCUGAUAAAUUGGGUUUCUCUGCUGCAAAAACUGCCACUGAGAACCACGAGCAAGGCCGACGUGAACGGUCAGAUACGCCCACCACGACAUUAGAAUGCAUAGCAAUACCCUCUAUUACAACACCUUCUGCCACAGCACGCAAUUACAAUGAUGCGCACCCUAACGCAGGAAUCUCUGCCAAGCAUAUGAGAAUGCGCCCCCUGGAGCGUUCUUAUGUAUUCGGGUUCGGACUCCACAAUAAUGUUGAGGAGAUGUACGAGAAGCAUAGAAGUUAUUGUUUGGAGAAAGAUGAAGAAGGCUAUACAAGUAAAACAAAGCUCGGCAUGCUCAAAGUCGCUGUACCAGAGAACGGACAUGCCAUUCCGUUCCAAAUCAUAUCCGCCAAGCACACCAAUUUCCAGCAACAGCAACUCCUACAAGGAGUGCAGUUCAUUUUCGAUUCACCUGAGUCAUUGGGCCGAUUUACUGAUAUUAUAAAUUCGACCCUUUUUAGACCGCGCUUUGCCCCCAUCACGCCAACAGUUCAAAUCAAGCUGAACAUUUUCAACACCAAGUGUCUUCCUCAAGCACCAGAGCUGAUGACUUGGCAGGAAGUUGGCGUUGGCGAGAACCCCCCUGCUUCUUGGGCGUUGGCCUAUAAGCAUUAUGAUGAUCGGUUGAAAGCUGUAACGAAGUUCUGCGAGCUCCCACUGGUAGCCCUGGUCACUCUGCGCUUUCUCUACCCCUAUCGGAAUUUCGACAAUCUUGAAUCUCUUUCGAAAAUACUCCGGAUAGCCUCGAAUCUGGGAUUAUUGGGUAUUGAAUUUGAAAAGGAUAACUAG